This is a messenger RNA of Glycine soja, 1605 nucleotides long. RefSeq lists its product as uncharacterized. Lineage: Eukaryota; Viridiplantae; Streptophyta; Magnoliopsida; Fabales; Fabaceae. Bases 1 to 1605 code for a protein of 534 amino acids. The record is from RefSeq and is a predicted model, not a curated record. The transcript has 3 exons.
AUGGCUAAAAGAGGAGAAGGAAAUAUACCACCAAGGAGGACGUUGGGUGACUAUGCUUAUCAACAAGGACCAAAACAUUACAAUAGCAUAGUCAUUCCUUCUUUCAACAAUAAGGUCAUGGAAUUAAAGCCAGCACUACUUAGUCUAAUUGGCUUACAUCCCUUUGGUGGAAUGGAUCAUAAGGAUCCAUACACACAUUUGUCUACCUUCAUGGAACUAUGCAGUACUAUGGGAGCUUCUGAUAAAGAUGCUAAAGCUGCCUACCUCAGAGCGUUUCCAUUUUCAUUAGCAGGUCCUUCUAACAACUCUUAUGGAGGUUCUUCAAAUAAGGUUCCACAACAACAACAAGCUCAACUAGACAGAUUGUCCAAGAUGGAAGAUACCUUAAACCAAUUUAUGCAGGUAUCCAUCUCAAACCAAAAGAACAUUGAUGCUUCUAUUAAAAAUCUAGAGGUUCAGGUGGGACAACUGGAGAAACAAAUGUAUGAGCACGAAAGUGGAUCCUUCUCAGCAACCAUAGAGGUCAACCCAAGAGAACAGUGUAAGGCAGUUACAACUAGGAGGGGGACAGUGGUUGGUUUGAAGGAAAAAAAUGAGUUUAGUGAGAACAAGACAAAUGAAGGAGUUGAGAAAACAAGUGAUGAAAAAGAAGUAGUUGAAAAAAAGCAAAAAAAUGAAUUAUUAGCUAAAGAGAAGGAAGUAGAGAAGCAGGAAUUGCCAGCAUCUAACAAAGGAAAAUUUAUUAACAUUCCCUUUUCAGAAGCAUUAAAGCAAAUGCCAACAUAUGCCAAAUUCAUGAAAGAAUUGAUUACAAAGAAAAGGAGAAUCACAGAUGAUGAAACAAUAGAGCUGGAAGCAGGAUGCAGUGCAAUCAUCCAAAAAUCUAUUUCGGAAAAAUCACGAGAUCCCGGUAGUUUCACAAUUCUUGUGACUAUUGGGAAAUUAUCGGUGGGCAGGGUACUUAUUGAUUUAGGUGCAAGAAUCAACCUCAUGCUCUUAUCCAUGAUCAAAUGCAUCAGAGAAGUUGAAAUUAGACCCACAAGGAUGGCAUUGCAACUAGCUGACAGAACUAUCAAGCAUCCUUAUGGUAUUAUUGAAGAUGUGUUAGUAAAAGUCAACAAAUUUCUCUUUCCAGCCGACUUCGUGGUGAUGGACAUGGAUGAAGACAAUGAAUUUCCAUUAAUUCUUGGCAGACCUUUUAUGAAGACUGUCAAAAUAAUGAUUGAUGUAGAUGAUGAAAAACUCACUGUUAGAGUCCAAAGUGAGGAAGUCCAAUUUAAUGUCUUCAAGGCCAUGAAGCACCCAAAAGAUAAAGGGGAGUGUUUUCGAAUGGAUGUCUUGGAUGAGAUAAUUUUUUACUCUAAAAAGUAUACUCAAAGAAAAGAUGGGUUAGAAAAAACAUUGACUGAAGCGUUUAAGGAGAUAAGUGAAGUUGAAGCAAAGAAAAAUUUAGAAUGUCUCCAACAUCUAGAUGCCUUCAGAGAAAGUCCUUACAACCAAUCUCUCUUUGAAGAAAUAAAAGGAGAGAAGCCAAAGAAAGAAUCAAAAGAAUUGAAAGCCUUACCUCCACACUUGAAAUAUGUUUUUCUUGCAGAUAAUUCAUAG